AUGUCCACCGUGGCCCAAGUGAUCCGGCACAAGGCCGAGCUCGUGGCGGGAUACCUUGUCAAGCAGCCGCGGCCGGGUACGCGGCCCCUGGUGGUGUCGAUGCAAGGCCCCCAGGGUUCCGGCAAGAGCACGAUCUGUGCACGCCUCGUGGACGUGUUGCGGGAGAAGGGCGUCGUUGCAGCUGCAGCCUCCCUGGACGACUUCUACCUGCCCCACGCGGGCCUCACGGCUCUCGCAGCGGCCAACCCUUCCAACGCGAUGCUCGCCGGCCGCGGUCCCCCGGGCACGCACGACGUCGACCUGCUCGUCGACACGUUAUCCCAGGUUCACUCCCCGCGGGGCGGCGAGGUCGUCCUCCCCGUCUUUGACAAGGCGGCACAUGGCGGCCGCGGCGACCGCGCCGGAUACACUGUCCCCGUCCCGGCUGGGCUGGACGUGUUCGUCCUCGAAGGUUGGAGUCUGGGGUACGGCCCGCUGCCCGACACUGAAGCGCGCGCGCGAUGGGCAGUGGGCAGGACGGCGCGUACCCACCCUUACAGCUCUAUGGCGCAAGUCAACACGCUUCUCGCGGCGUUUGAAGGCCAGGUAGGCAGGUUCUUUGACUGCCACGUCGCCAUCCGCCCGAUGACGUUUGACUAUGUGUAUACCUGGCGGCUGGAGCAGGAGCACAUGAUGAAAGAGAAGAAUGGGGGUAAGGGGAUGAGUGAUGAGGACGUGAGGCGGUUUGUGGAUCGGUACAUGCCCGUGUACGAGGUGUUUGGCGAGGUGAGGCCCCACAGGCCGACGUUUAGUCUGCUGUUUGGACCGGAGAGGGAGAUUGUAGCCACCGAGGAGGAGGGGUGA
Apiotrichum porosum is the source of this 843-nucleotide messenger RNA. RefSeq lists its product as uncharacterized. Gene Ontology annotation, cellular component: cytoplasm. The transcript is spliced from 3 exons. Lineage: Eukaryota; Fungi; Basidiomycota; Tremellomycetes; Trichosporonales; Trichosporonaceae. The record is from RefSeq and is a predicted model, not a curated record. The coding region runs from base 1 to 843 and encodes 280 amino acids.